ACUGUAAUUUCCCAAAAGAAAAAAAGCUGGUGCCUUUACUUCUUCCAUACAAAAACCCUAAAACUAGGGUUUUUCCCGCCUUCUUCUUCCUCCCAUUUCGCUGCACCAGCGAGAGGAGCACUAAAACUAGGGUUUAUCUUUUGUAGUUCCGGCGAACAAAGCUGAAAAGUUGAGAUUAACGGAGAAACAAUGGUGUCUGCAAAGAAUUUGCUAUCAUUAAUCGAAUCUACCUUAUUGGGACCCACCUCUCCUACGCCAUCGCAGCGGAUUGAGCUGCUUCACGCCAUUCGGCACUCGCUUCCCACUCUCCAAAACCUCCUUUCCUAUCCGCCCCCCAAAACCUCGGACCGAGUUCAAGUCCAGUCCAAAGAAGUGAGGCUUCCGGAUUCUGGGCCAAUCUCACUGGAUGAUCAGGAUGUUCAAAUUGCCCUGAAGUUGAGUGAUGAUCUACAUCUUAAUGAAAUAGACUCUGUUCGGUUGCUUGUUUCUGCCAACCAAGAGUGGGGAUUAUUGGGACGUGAGCCAUUAGAGAUAUUCCGCCUUGCAGCUGGACUGUGGUAUACAGAGAGAAGAGAUCUUAUAACAGCACUUUACACACUGUUGAGGGCUGUUGUCCUUGACCAAGGACUUGAACCUGAUCUUGUGGCUGAUGUUCAGAGAUUUUUGGACGAUCUCAUUAAUGCUGGAGUUAGAAAGCGGUUGAUUUCUCUCAUAAAGGAACUCAAUCGCGAGGAACCAGCCGGUUUAGGGGGGCCUAACUGUGAACGCUAUAUUCUAGAUUCAAGAGGAGCAUUGGUGGAAAGGAGGGCUGUUGUUUCCAGGGAAAGGCUCAUUCUGGCUCAUUGCCUUGUCCUUUCUGUUUUGGUUGUCCGUGCAAGCCCUAAAGAUGUGAAGGAUGUCUUUUCUGCUCUAAAGGACAGUGCAGCAGGGCUUAGUGGUGGCACUGACACUUUAAGGCAUCAGAUAACAUAUAGUCUUCUCUUCUCUCUUGUGGUGGCCCUCAUAUCUGAUGCGUUGAGUGCAGUACCUGAUAAAACACCUGUCUUGUCUCGUGAUGCUUCCUUUAGGCAUGAAUUCCAGGAAUCUGUAAUGGUCGCCGGGAAUGAUCCUGUUGUUGAGGGCUAUGUUGAUUGCUUAAGGAGUUCGUGGGUUGUACAUCUAAUGUUAAUACAUGACGGGCUUGAUGCAAAAGACACAGCAGCAAAUGCUUCAUCAAAUAAUGAUAUAAGGAACAUCUAUUCAUGCUUGGAAGUUAUAUUCUCCAACAAUGUCUUCCAGUCCUGGCUGAAUAAGAUCCUCCUAACUCCUGCCUAUCAGAAUGACGAUGAGGAUAUGAUCUACAUGUACAAUGCUUAUUUGCACAAGAUGAUAACUUGCCUUUUGUCUCAUCCACUGGCCAAGGACAAGGUUAAAGAAGCAAAAGAGAAGGCUAUGUCGGCACUUAGUCCGUACCGCUUGUCUACUUCACAUGAUUAUACUGUGGAUGGAAUUGGACAUUUUCAAAAUGCCACUGAAUCAGCGCCACAAACUUUUGUCUCUCUCUUGGAGUUUGUGAGUGAAAUUUAUCAGGUUAGUGCCAUUUGCUGUUUCUUUUGUCCUGGGUGUUGACAUGUGAUUUUUGUC
Nicotiana tabacum (common tobacco) is the source of this 1623-nucleotide messenger RNA. The record is from RefSeq and is a predicted model, not a curated record. NCBI's taxonomy places the organism in Eukaryota, Viridiplantae, Streptophyta, Magnoliopsida, Solanales, Solanaceae.